AUGACAAGACAGUCAGCUGCUGAGGGAUCUCCCUGCUCGCAUCGACUCUCUGUGCAAACUCAAGAGGAUGAGCAGGACCGAGCAGAGAGUGUGUUUAGCAGGUCUCAGUCUGCGUGUGACGACACCUCAUCUGAGCUGCAGCGAGUAGCAGCCCUAGAGCCUCAGGAUGCACCGUCCAGAAACUCCUUCAGAGGAAGAGGGGCCCUGUCCAGGUUGGUUAGUCUGGUGGUGACUCUGAGAGACUGGGCACACAGGAGUCUGAUAGAGGAGGAAGAAAGACCCGAUUCCUUCCUAGAGAGAUUCCGGGGACCUGAAGUACGAGCUCCACCCAGUCGAAGGAGCAACAACCCACCAGACGCCAAUGGAAACACAAAAGGAAACACAAAGAAGCAAUGGGAGACAUUUAUAGUUUCUCCCUCUGAUGAUAUUUACUACUACUGGCUGUUCUUCAUCGCAGCUGCUGUUCUUUAUAACUGGGUACUGCUUGUGGCAAGAGCAUGUUUUGAUCAGCUGCAGAGUGAGAAUCCUGUUGUCUGGCUGGUGUUGGACUAUUUGUGUGACUUUGUCUAUAUACUGGAUUCAUGUAUGCGGCUAAGGACAGGUUACCUGGAGCAAGGACUUCUGGUGAAGGACUUGGCAAAACUUAGAGACAGCUACAUUCACACAUUUCAGUUCAAACUGGACAUUAUCUCCAUUCUCCCCACGGACCUGGCGUACAUCAUCUUAGGCAUCAAUACACCACAGCUACGCUUCAAUCGCCUCUUGCGUUUCUCUCGUAUGUUCGAGUUCUUUAAUCGGACGGAGACGAGAACCAACUACCCAAACAUCUUCCGCAUAUGGAACCUGGUUCUCUACAUUCUGGUUAUCAUCCACUGGAACGCCUGCAUCUUCUACGCCAUCUCGAAGUCUCUAGGUUUUGGGUCAGAUGAGUGGGUUUAUCCCAACAUCUCAUCCACAGAAGAAGGAGCUCUGAGGCAGAGCUACAUAUACUGCUUCUACUGGUCCACGCUGACUCUCACCACCAUCGGUGAGAUGCCACCACCGGUACGGGACGAGGAAUAUGUGUUUGUGGUGUUCGAUUAUCUUAUCGGAGUCUUGAUUUUUGCCACCAUUGUAGGUAACGUGGGUUCCAUGAUUUCUAAUAUGAAUGCCACUCGGGCAGAGUUCCAGGCACGGAUCGAUGCUAUUAAGCAUUACAUGCACUUCCGCAAAGUCAGUCGCCAUCUUGAGACACGUGUCAUCAAAUGGUUUGACUACCUGUGGACGAAUCAGAAAGCAGUGGACGAACAAGAAGUCUUAAAGAAUCUUCCCGACAAGCUACGUGCAGAAAUUGCUAUCAAUGUUCAUUUAUCCACUCUAAAGAAAGUGCGCAUAUUUCAAGAUUGUGAGGCAGGGCUACUAGUAGAAUUGGUCUUAAAGCUGCGCCCGCAAGUGUACAGUCCUGGAGACUACAUCUGCCGAAAAGGAGACAUUGGAAAAGAGAUGUACAUCAUUAAAGAAGGAAAAUUAGCAGUUGUUGCUGAUGAUGGAGUGACACAGUUUGCAUUGCUAACGGCUGGGGGUUGCUUUGGCGAGAUUAGCAUUCUUAACAUUCAGGGCAGUAAAAUGGGAAACCGCCGGACGGCUAACAUUCGCAGCAUCGGCUACUCUGAUCUCUUCUGCCUUUCAAAGGAUGACCUUAUGGAGGCCGUAACCGAAUACCCAGAUGCUCAGAAGGUUCUGGAGGAGCGUGGAAGGGAGAUUCUGAGGAAGCAGGGUCUUCUUGAUGAAAGCACCGCACAGGGAGGGUUGCUCGUCAUGGAUACUGACGAGAAGGUAGAACGUCUGGAGGGCUCACUGGAUGUUCUGCAAGCACGAUUUGCGCGGUUGCUCGGGGAGUUCACAGCCACUCAAAGCAAACUGAAGCAAAGAAUCACAGCGCUUGAGAGACAGCUGUGUCACACGGGCCUUGGGCUUGUUUCAGAUCAAGAUAUGGACUCUGAGAGUAAUGGUAAUACUCCACGAGCCAACUCUACUACUUAGAUCUGCUCAUCUGCAUCAUGAAGGUUGUGUGAAUCUAUGUCACUGGUUCAAAUUUCUAGCGGCACACAAAUUCAAAUUUACAGACAUUUGCUUCUUCAAACACGUUCCAACAACCUCCAGCUUUUA
This is a messenger RNA of Puntigrus tetrazona (Sumatra barb), 2148 nucleotides long. RefSeq names its product cyclic nucleotide gated channel subunit alpha 2b (gene cnga2b). Gene Ontology annotation, molecular function: intracellularly cAMP-activated cation channel activity; intracellularly cGMP-activated cation channel activity; protein-containing complex binding. Bases 1 to 2022 code for a protein of 673 amino acids. The transcript is spliced from 6 exons. Gene Ontology annotation, cellular component: plasma membrane; intracellular cyclic nucleotide activated cation channel complex. Gene Ontology annotation, biological process: monoatomic cation transmembrane transport. NCBI's taxonomy places the organism in Eukaryota, Metazoa, Chordata, Actinopteri, Cypriniformes, Cyprinidae. The record is from RefSeq and is a predicted model, not a curated record.